Messenger RNA from Closterium sp. Naga37s-1, 609 nucleotides. The record is from the annotation of a GenBank genome assembly. NCBI's taxonomy places the organism in Eukaryota, Viridiplantae, Streptophyta, Zygnematophyceae, Desmidiales, Closteriaceae.
AUGAGCUCCGGAGCGCGGCCACGAUGCUUCCUGGACAUUGCGUUCGAUGGGCAGUCUGUCGGCAGAAUCGUGGUGGAGGUCCGGCCGGACGUGGCGCCGAAGACGGUGGAGAACUUUGUCGGCUUGUGCAAUGGGACGAGCUCGGGGCUGGGCUAUAAGGGCCUGACGCUGCACCGCAUCAUCCCCGGAUUCAUGGCGCAGGGUGGCAACUGCGGCAGUUCCAUCUUCGGGCAGCCGUUCCCCGACGAGAGCUUCGAGCUGAAGCACAGCGGCAGAGGCGUUCUCUCCAUGGCGAAUCGUGGCCCCAACACGAAUAACUGCCAGUUCUUCAUCUGCUUCACUUCUACGCCUCACCUAGAUGGCAAGCAUGUCGUCUUUGGGAAGGUGGUUUCAGGAAUGGAUGUUGUUGACAAGCUGGAGUCAGUUGGUAGCGACAGUGGCAAGACGUCGGUGGAGUCCCUCGUACAACAACCCCUUUCCCCGCAAUUCCCUCCACCCCCUUGGUCUCGCACGUCUCACAAAAGACACGGACCACCGUCUCUGUACAUGCCCCUCUCAGCCCAACCCCUGCACCCCCCUUGCCGUCCAACUGCCACACAUGUCUGCUAG